Rhineura floridana is the source of this 2977-nucleotide messenger RNA. It is a transcript of the gene ETS2, whose product is annotated as ETS proto-oncogene 2, transcription factor. Gene Ontology annotation, cellular component: nucleus. The record is from RefSeq and is a predicted model, not a curated record. Gene Ontology annotation, molecular function: sequence-specific DNA binding; DNA-binding transcription factor activity, RNA polymerase II-specific. The transcript is spliced from 10 exons. The coding region runs from base 476 to 1915 and encodes 479 amino acids. Lineage: Eukaryota; Metazoa; Chordata; Lepidosauria; Squamata; Rhineuridae. Gene Ontology annotation, biological process: cell differentiation; regulation of transcription by RNA polymerase II.
GCUGCUCUGAGGAGCGGCUCUUCCUGCUCUUAGGUGGGAGGAAGCUAGGCUAGGCUGGGCCUGGCCUGAACAGAAGCAAGCUCCGCCUCCCUCCCUCGGCCCGUCAAGAGCCAGGCGUGCCCAACCGGGCCAGGUCAACCCAGUUGCUCGAAGGCCACCAGCAGUACGGGUGCGAAGCGGGUUCCCUGCCUUUCUAAUAUGCACACACGUUCCCUGGCGCCCUAGGAGUUCGCUUCCGAGUUCUUCGUCUUUUUUUCCUCUGCCGUGGCUGGUUGUGUAGUGUUGUGAGCGUCUCCGUCUCUUCCUCCUCCUCAGGAGCCGUGUUGGGAUAACGUCGUGCUGUGUUUUGUGCGUCUCUUCGGCUGCCGCGCAAGGAUAUUUGGGGGUCCCAAAAAGGCGGCGGCGGCGGCGGCUUUUGGACAGCGGGUGUGACCCGAAGGAGCGGUUCUUGGGAGUUCAGCUCGACGGCGCCCAGAUGAGUGACUUUGGAAUCAAGAACAUGGAUCAGGUAGCACCUGUGUGCAGUUCAUAUAGAGGAUUGCUCAAGCGGCAACCUGCAUUUGAUAGCUUUGAAGGUGCAAAUUCUUUGUUUACCGGAUACUUUCCGUCAUUAGAAGAUCAGACGCUCCAGGAAGUGCCAACAGGCCUUGAUUCUAUUUCAUACGAAUCAAACAGCUGUGAAUUGCCUCUCUUAACACCAUGCAGUAAGGCUGUGAUGAGUCAGGCCUUAAAAGCAACUUUCAGUGGCUUCACAAAGGAACAGCGCAGAUUGGGGAUUCCAAAUAAUCCAUGGUUAUGGACACAGCAUCAAGUGUGUCAGUGGCUUCUCUGGGCCACCAACGAAUUUAGUUUGGCAAAUGUGAACUUUGAGAGGUUUGCCAUGAAUGGGCAGGAGUUGUGCAACCUCGGAAAAGAGCACUUCUUAGAAUUGGCACCUGAUUAUGUGGGUGAUAUUCUGUGGGAACACCUGGACCAAAUGAUAAAAGACAAUGAGGAGAAGCCACAGGAUCAGUAUAUGGAAAAUGCCCAUCUCACUUCAUCCACACACUGGGUGAACAAUAACAACACAUUAGGUAUUAAUAUCAACCAGGCACAGUAUUGUGCUCAAGUACCCAGCUAUCCAAAAAUUCUCAGCUAUCCAAAAAGCAGCCUUUUGGGUGACUUAUGUCAGGCAUCUGUUGGACCAAAUCUAGUUAACCUAAAACAAGAAUUUCAGAUGUUUCCUAAAGCACAGUCAGAAACAGUCAAUGUUAACUACUGCUCCAUGAAUCAGGACUUUACAAGAAACAACCUGAACUUGCUGUUGGAUAACUCUGGUAAACCUAGAGAGCAUGAUUCAAGUGAUAGUGGCACAGAAAGUUUUGAAAGCUCAGAUUCAUUGCUACAAUCUUGGAACAGUCAAUCCUCCUUAGUGGAUGUUCAACGUGUGCCAUCUUAUGAGAGUUUUGAUGAUGACUGCACCCAGUCCUUGUGUAUGAACAAACCCACAAUGUCCUUUAAAGACUACAUUCAAGAAAGGAGUGACCCCGUAGAGCAAGGGAAACCAGUUAUACCAGCAGCAAUUCUAGCUGGGUUUACAGGAAGUGGACCUAUACAACUGUGGCAGUUCCUUCUAGAGCUUCUAACUGACAAAUCUUGUCAGUCGUUCAUUAGCUGGACUGGAGAUGGAUGGGAGUUUAAACUAACUGACCCAGAUGAGGUUGCACGACGAUGGGGCAGAAGGAAAAACAAGCCCAAGAUGAACUAUGAGAAGCUGAGUCGUGGCCUGCGCUAUUAUUAUGACAAGAACAUCAUACACAAGACUUCAGGGAAGCGUUAUGUAUACCGUUUUGUAUGUGACCUACAGAACCUUUUGGGCUAUACAGCAGAAGAGCUUCAUGCAAUGCUAGGAGUGCAGCCAGACACAGAAGACUGAGCAUUGCAAUAUUGUGUAGUAUUGACAAAGGAUGCAAUAACGCAUGAACUGUGAAUUGGGACCUCCUGCAUAAGUCAUUAGUUUUAUCUUCUGACUUUUUGGAGUGGGGCACUGUUAAAGACCUUAAAGAAGUGAUUUUGUAACCAGGUGAAGUCAGAGGAAAGAGAAGUGGCCUUAUUUGGGGGCACAGUGGCUUCAGUUCUUGAUGUGUCCGUCCUCUUGAGCAGCCGUGAGUGAAGUCAGCACAGUUUCCAGCUGUAACCCGAAGAUAUGAAAGUGUUCCAGGGUUUGGAGUUCUGGUUAUGUAUACUGCUGUAUACUUAAGGGUGUUGCUCAUCCCAGUGGCUGAUAGUCAUCAGAAUUUCUAGCUCAACCCCCCCCCCGCAAGAUAACAACCUUAACAGUUGUCACAUGAUGUGAUUAAGAGAAGAAAGGUUAGGCAUCCACAUCUAAGGCUAGGUACUGAGGUGGAUUUACAUUGGGCAUUCUCUCAAAAGAUUGUGUGUGUGUGUGUGUGUGUGUCCAUGUCCUACACAAACGUAUGUAGCCUCAGAGCUAGGUGAUGCAGCGGCAGAGUCCUUGCAAAGAAAGGAAAAAUAACCAUUUCAAAGUCUGUAUUUUGUGUGAGUGUAUAAGCACAUUCAUAUGAUUCUCUGGCAAUUUAAUGCUCCUAUUUAACGUUGUAUAUUGUAAUUGAAGUUCAGUAAGUAUCUGAAAGAGGAGGAAAGGAAAUGUUUCAUUUCAGAACAGCAGCACUUAAGCUGGAAGAGCAUCCUGGAAGUAUUUAAUCUACUGGAGGAGUUUGCUAAGAUAGUAUAGGCAUGUGCCAAGUGCCUCAGUUGUGUAAGGAAUAUAAUCAAUGGCUUCAAACUCUCUGAGCAUUUUUUGCAAGAGACUGAUGAUAAUAAACCCUUGGGGGCAUAAAAAGCCCAAUUUGACUUUUCUUCUAACUGAAAUUGAAAAUGUUAAUACUGUUUUAAAAUAUAUUUAUUGGUGGGAUCUCUUCUAUGCAUGUCCUUCUAGAAAUUUGUAUAUCCUUAUUUUUUCUUCAGUUGACCAUUA